AGACUAACCUAAUCCGAGUCCAGGCCGCAUGUGCCACACCGCGUCAGCUCUAGGUUAUCACAUCAGCGUUAUCACGCGGAUCACGCUCAUUACCGCACGUGCUUAAGUGCCAUCCUCUUGACAGCGGCUUCGCACGAGACCCUCUCGCACGUUGAUACCGCAUUCCCGCGGAAUAACGGCAUGGCGAGGAGCUUGAGCGCAAAAAUCGGCCCGUCGGUCUUAAACGCCGACCUGGCGCAGCUGUACGAAGAGUCGCAAAAGUUGCUGGACAACGGCGCGGAUUACUUGCACUUGGACGUGAUGGACGGCCACUUCGUUCCCAAUCUCUCGUUCGGUCAUCCGAUCGUCAAGUGCCUUCGUAGUAAAAUAAAGGACGCCUUCUUCGAGACGCACAUGAUGGUGUCGAGUCCGGAGCAGUGGAUCGAACCCAUGGCCGACGCUGGCGUAGAUCAGUAUACGUUUCACGUGGAGCCGGUGAAGGAUGUUCCUCUGGUUUGCAGGAAGGUGAGGGAGGCAGGAAUGAAGGUUGGCGUGGCACUCAAGCCAGGAACACCUGUGGAUGUGGUGACAGACUACGUGGAUCUAGCAGACAUGAUCCUAGUGAUGACCGUGGAACCUGGUUUCGGCGGGCAGAAGUUUAUGGAACCGAUGUUAAAGAAAGUCGCAUGGCUAAGGGAGAACUAUCCUGGACUGGAUGUUGAAGUCGACGGCGGAGUCGGACCAGCUACAAUUGAAGCUUGUGCAAAGGCUGGCGCUAACAUGAUCGUAUCCGGCACGGCUGUCAUAGGGUCUGCUGAUCAAGCUAAAGUAAUAACGACUCUUAGAGACACGGUGAAUUGCUAUUUGGAGCACAGUCAUUCAACAUAACGAUGGCAACUGUAAAUACACAAAACAUUCCUGCGAUAAACUUGGCAUUUUAUAUAAUAUAUAUAUAUGUACAAAAAUAUAAAUACAAAGAUGUAUUUUUUUUACAAUAACAUGGCAAACAAUCGAUCUGAUAAAAUUCAACAUGACUUUAACAGAUA
This is a messenger RNA of Wasmannia auropunctata (little fire ant), 1025 nucleotides long. RefSeq names its product ribulose-phosphate 3-epimerase (gene Rpe). Lineage: Eukaryota; Metazoa; Arthropoda; Insecta; Hymenoptera; Formicidae. Gene Ontology annotation, molecular function: D-ribulose-phosphate 3-epimerase activity; metal ion binding. The record is from RefSeq and is a predicted model, not a curated record. The coding region runs from base 181 to 867 and encodes 228 amino acids. Gene Ontology annotation, cellular component: cytosol. The transcript is spliced from 5 exons. Gene Ontology annotation, biological process: carbohydrate metabolic process; pentose-phosphate shunt, non-oxidative branch; pentose-phosphate shunt.